UUGCACCGAGCAAUAGCAUCUGAGAUCCACUAGAGUUCGUUGUGGUUCAGUUUCCUUGGACUUUUUGGACCACACGUUAACUGGUAAAUCCACUCUGUUACUCAAAGUUUGAUUCGCACAUUGAAAUUCAUAAAUCUUGCAGUUUGGGAAGGGAAGCAAGAACAAAGGUUUAACACCAGAUCAAAUAUUAGGCCGGCAAUUUAGAAAUUCUUGUAUUCCUUCUGCCAGAUAACUGAGACCAAAGUGUAUUUCUAGUCUAGAAUAAAGGUUGGUUCUUAUUAGGGUUUUGGUGUUUCUUGUGGUGGUGUUUUUUCUUAUAUUGUUUUGUUUUGUUUUCUCCCUAUGUUAGUACUAAAGUCUUUGUCUGAGGUGGAAAGUGUGUAUCUGCUUAAGCUGAUGUUCUCAUGAAGAAUCCUUUGAGAACAAGGAUCCUGAAGUAGAGAGUGAGACCCAAAAUAGUCUGCAAUCCACCUCAGUGCAUAAGGAAAUAGGAUAUUGCACAGUGAGUUUUCUAAUGGCAAACUCCUCUGCCAGAGCAACAAGCUUGAAGAGCUAUUGUUUUCCGGGUCUCCACUUGUGUAAAAGAUUAGUAAAGCAGCCUCAGGGAAUCACCAUGACAACGCUCCCAUGAAGAUUUGGAGAGGCCCAGCUCUUCACAAAGCAAAGGGGCUGAACUAGACAAAGGGAGGUGAUGAACUUUGAAACAGUAAAAAGGAUGGAAGAAGAAACCCUGGAAGCGCCACGGUGGCUGAAGAUAUGUGCCUUAUGAGACACUGGGAACAUCUGGGUGAGAAAGCAAGAGUAUAGAGGGAGAGAAGGAGGAAGGAAGGAAAGCAGGACAGGAAGAUACACAGAUUGUCUACAGAUUGUAGGAAAUGUCUCAGAGUUCACUGAACUAGUCAGUGACUAUCAGCUGUUAGAGACAAAUCUGUCAGCAGCAAGCACCACCAGGAGAACAGCUUGUCUUUUGUGGCAUCUGGCAGGCCUAGGACGGCGUUAUCCAAGGAUGCUCCUGUUCUCUUAUCCUUUAAUCUGUUCCAUGUAUCUGUUUCAGUCUCCUUAAUACAGAUACACUGCGAUGGUAAUGAAUUUGUCUAACGUGCAGACCUCCAGAUAACAGCUGUGUCUCAGGUAGGCUGGAGCAGUGAGUUUCCUUCUUGAAGCUGGUUGCAUGUAUCACGAGCAGGAGCUCAUUCAAAGAUGAAUCUGCACUUGUAAUGUUACAGAAAUUCAGAACAUGGCCUCAGAGGAGUUGCAGGCACAGGUAAGUAUAUGUGUAAAUUCCCUGAUGUGUACUCAAAGCAGUACAGCAGAGAGGGCCAGAGUUGUCUCAUUAGGGCAUGACAAGGGUCUGGGGUGCUUAACCUUUGUAGAGGUUAGGUAAUGGACAGCAGAAUGAGGGAGGGAGCCCUCACCUGCUGGGCUUAGUUAGCCUUGAAGUUCUGCAAUGACUUUACAACAUCAAAUACAAGCCUCUGUCCUUCUCCUCUGAAACAGAAUACCUUGUUUGAUGUAGUCAAGUUUAGAGUUUCAAUUAAAUGUUGAAAUCUAAGGUGAAUGUAACUUAAAAAAAAAAAAAAAAAGUUAGCUUUGGCAGCUGUAAAAUAAAGCAAAGGAAACAUUUCUCAUGCAGGCAUGUCCCUGCAAAUGAAGGAAGCUGAACUGCUGUGCCGUGGUAUGUCUCAAUAGCUCUGAUGAAGUUUUGCAAUUCAUGAUGGUACAGCAUGUGUUUGGACUGUAUCAAGGGACAGUAGAGAAAGCUCUAUAAAGAAGCCUUUGGUCCCCAGGAAGUCACGACUGAGGACCUUUGGCACUGUUUGUCUGUCCAGGUCACCUGCAGUAUUCUCGUUUCGCUCUUACCUGUGGGCUUCUAAGUUAUUCUUUCCUAUCGGGUAUUUUUAAUAUUUUCAUCUUGGGUGUGGAGCCAAGGACUUUCCAGCUUUGUGUGCUGCCCUGCCAGGGAGGGAACAGCUGACCUCAAAUGGCCAAAGGGGUGUCCCAUGCCACGAGGUGUUGUGUGAGACAGUAAAACUAAGAGGGUUGGCAGGGGGGCUGCUGCUGCUCAGGGACUGGCCGAGCAUUGUUUGGUGGGCGGUGAGUAAUUGCGUUGUGCAUCACUUGCUUUUUUUAUUCUGUUAUCCUUGUUUUCCCUUCAUUUUCUGUCAUUUCUCAUCGUUACACUGUCUUUGUCUCAGCCCAUGAGUGCCACCCCUCUUGGAUGUGGCAGAGCACUGAUGUCACAGAGAUCGCUGAUGCUCUCACCGACACAAAAAGCUGCUUUGCAGCACUGAGGCAUCAGUCCCAAGCAGGGUGGCAGCUGUGUGGGUACAAAAGGUGAAGGCUGAACCCCAGGAGUGUUGUGACGGAGCAGUGAUCCACCCGGCGAGGCCAGCAGAAACCCACACGUGCUUCUCAGAGGCACAGCGUGCUGAGAGAGCCAUGUCCCCAGGCCCCCUGAAACGCCUGCUGCGGGCAGGGGAGUUUGGCCUCCUGCGCAACGCACCGUUGUUUGAGAGCAACUUCUUCCAGGUUGGCCCGCGAGGGGAGAUGCUUCCAGUAACAAACCGUGUCCACCUCAUCACCAUGGGGGUGGCCUGCACUGCUCCCAGCGCAGCGAUGCCCGACACCUUGCUCCUGGCUGCCCCUGCGGCCCCUCCAGCUGAGGGACUGGAGCUCACCAGGCUGCUUCCACUGCAGUGCGUAAAUCUGGCCGUGCAGGAGCUCUCCGAGGAGCGCCUGCAGCUCUGUUUCCACACGGGCCGCAGGGUAUUUCUUCAGCUGUGCCCUGGCCCCGGUGUUCAGGGCCUCUUCCUCUGCUGGGCCAUGCUGGCAGGCGUGCUCCACGCACCCAGGGCGCCUCCUCUCCUCAACACACACGCAGAGGGGGCCAUGCCUAUGGAGGGGGCCUCCUCUACAUCAGAAAUAGAAGAGGACACGAGAGCUGGCAUUGUCCUGCCCACGGACCAAGAAUCAUCAUCUGCAGAAAUGGACGAGACCUCACCUGCUGCCAGCACCCCAGAGGUCAUCCCCGAGCAAACCUGUGCAGAGCACCUCAGCAGCAACCAGGAUGCCCUGCUGACCAGCACCACGCAGCAGACAAAGUUGGUCUGCCACAGGAAAGGUGACAGGCUGCGGGAGGUGCCAGCAGCACAGAAGAAGCCUUCCUCUGGUGAGAUCCUGCCCCUUGGAGCCUGGGUGCACCCCCCAGAGCCAGGAUUUGUGCGCAGGGGGCAGGCUGUGCCCCCCUUAUGUGUGCUCCCCCUCUCCGCAGGUCGCAACUGCAGUCAGAGGAUUAGGGCGUUCUGGAGGCGGUGGUGGGCCCACGGGCGGGCCUCCGUGGCAGGUGUUGCUGGAAAAGCAAAGCCCCCACGGGAUGAGCAAUAA
Molecule: messenger RNA, 3384 nt
Organism: Anas platyrhynchos (mallard)
Lineage: Eukaryota; Metazoa; Chordata; Aves; Anseriformes; Anatidae
Source: RefSeq, a predicted model, not a curated record